This is a messenger RNA of Schistosoma intercalatum, 2894 nucleotides long. The record is from the annotation of a GenBank genome assembly. Lineage: Eukaryota; Metazoa; Platyhelminthes; Trematoda; Strigeidida; Schistosomatidae.
AAUUAAAUGACUAGGGUGUAACGCGUCCGAAAGCUAACACUAUGAGCUAUUAGUUUCCGUCGUCGAACGGUUCAAACUUCACACCAUAACUAUUUCUUAUUGCUAAUUAUUGCUUUCGUUGUUAGCUGAAGGUCCAUCAAAUGCCUACUAGGCCAUAACCAUUCACUUUCUUCCGUCUUCUUCAUAUUAAUCCUUCCCAUUCACCGAACACAACGUACCUACAAAUUAAACUAAAACCUACAAAUAUCUCAAAGUGAAUUUUUGUGCAAUAAUGGGCUCAGAAGCUGUGAAAGUUGUUGUCAGAGCACGACCACUAAACGAACGUGAACAUUUACUCAAAUGUGAUAAUAUUCUCGAGGUAUUCAGCGAUACUGGCCAGUGUUCGCUUAUAAGCCCAAACGACAAAAAACGUCCACCAAAAAUAUUUUUCUUUGAUGGAUCAUAUGAUCAAAAUUCAACUACCGAACAAAUAUACAAUGAUGCGUGUUACCCUCUAGUAGAAGGGGUUACUGAGGGCUACAAUGGCACAAUAUUCGCCUAUGGACAAACCGGCUGUGGAAAAUCUUACACUAUGCAGGGAGUACAUGAGCCACCAUUCCAAAAAGGAGUAAUUCCCCGUGCAUUUGAUCAAAUAUUUGAGACUAUGUCUGUAAGUGAGAAGACAAAAUAUUUGGUCCACGCAUCAUUUCUGGAAAUUUACAAUGAAGAAGUUCGUGACCUCUUGGGACAUGACUACAGAGCUAAAUUAGAGCUAAAGGAGAAUCCAGAUAAAGGAGUUUACGUUGCUGGCUUGUCAAUGCAUAAAAUAACUUCAGUUGCAGAAUGUCAGAAUAUAAUGGAACGUGGAUGGAAAAAUCGUUCAACUGGAGCAACAUUAAUGAACGCUGACAGUAGUCGAUCACACUCUAUUUUCACGAUCUACUUAGAAAUGAUUGAUCGAAGUGACAAUCUGCUUGAUUACAACCAUAUAAGGGCCGGUAAAUUAAAUCUAGUUGAUUUGGCGGGCUCUGAAAGACAAACAAAAACUGGUGCAACUGGUGAUCGUUUUAAAGAAGCUACGAAAAUUAAUCUUAGUUUAUCAGCAUUGGGUAAUGUCAUUUCAGCGUUGGUUGAUUCCAAAAUCAAACAUAUACCUUACCGUGACAGCAAGUUGACUCGACUGUUACAGGAUUCUUUGGGAGGAAAUACAAAAACUCUUAUGAUAGCUUGUUUGUCACCAGCAGACAAUAACUAUGACGAAACAUUGAGUACUUUACGAUAUGCUAAUCGAGCAAAAAAUAUACGUAAUAAACCGAAAAUCAAUGAAGAUCCAAAGGAUGCGCUUCUACGUCAAUAUCAAGAAGAAAUCAAGCAUCUUAAAGAAUUGUUAAAUAAUAUGCAGGCACCUAAAGGAAAUCUUAAAUAUUUCAAUGGAAAAGAAAAUAUUGAAAUAGAGGAUACUGAAACUGAGAAAGAAAAAUUAAGAAAAGAUUAUGAACUAAAAUUGCAAUCUAUGAAAGCCCAGUAUAGUGCUGAAACAGAUGAUAAAGCUAAAAUGCUAAAGGAUAUAACCGAUCUAAAAGAAUUAUAUGAUGCCAAACUCAUGCAAUUGAAUAGCCAUCAAAAUUUACAGCCAUCAACGAAUCAGCACUUAGAUCAAACGGAAGAGUUGAUAGAAAUAUCAGACGAUAAAAUCCAACGACAAAUUGUAACACAAAACGACACUAAUGUACGUAUUGAUACAUAUGAUGAGGAAGUAACAAAAGAUGAACUACUGAAAAGACUGAAAUUAUUGGAAGCAGAUAUUGUCGGUGGUGAGCAAGCUGGAAAUAAGGAGGUCAACGAGAAAAUAUCAAGGCGAAAAACAUAUGCUGAAGAACGAAAACGUCGAUUAGUUGAAGCGAAUGCAAACCUAGAAGAUGACGGCAUUAUGAUAAAUAUUUAUGAAACAAUACAAGAUGAACUAUAUUACAAAAAUAAAGCUCUACAGUCACAAAAACAGAAGGUAUAUGCGUUACAAAUGGAAAUUAAAGAUGUUCAGUCAGAAUUUGAACAAGAUCGAAGUGACUAUUUGGAAACUAUAAGACGCCAAGAACAACAAAUAAAUUUGCUGAACAUGAUUUUAGAAAAGGUUCAGCCAUGCAUACGCAGAGAUAGCAAUUAUUACAACAUCGAUAAAAUCAAACGAACAGCCAUAUUUGAUGCAGAAAAGAAUGAAUGGAUCCUACCACAAAUGGUCAUUGAACAUACACAAUUGCCUUCAGUGAAUUCAGAUAAUUCGUCUAAUCGAUAUGACUCAAAUUACGGAACCACAGAUGGUAACGUAGAAUAUAAUGCAAUAAAAGAUUUGAAAUUGGCCGAUAAAAAAGAAUCUAGACUGUACGCUAAACUAGAUGAUCGGAUACAAGGUAAUUAUUUCGCAAGCCGACGUGCAGAUCAAAUAUUACGCGAUGCAGGAUCUGAGUCUGAAAGAUAUAGACCCAGCAAUCACACGGCUAGACUGAAUAAUUUCUCUUGUAAACUGACUACUGGUAACACAGAAUCAGCAUCGCUUUCGUCUUGUGAAGUCAAAUCAACUUUGGAUACAUACUUGCAUUGCCCGGACGUAAGAAAAAAACCAAUGAACUUAAACCCCAUGUCUGGAUUCGCACUCAAUUCCACGCAUGUUUACGGACAAGAGUCGCUUGGAAAAGUAAAAUGGCAUUCGAAAAUAUAGAGGCAAUUAUUAUUGAAUAUAUCAUAGCACACAACUGAGUAUCGGAAGCAUUCUCGAAUGAUGAUAUUUAGGACUAUUUUAGAAAAAAACUUAUGGUGUUACAUCUACAUAGUCAUAACAUAAAAUAACUAGAUACAUUUUAAAAUACAAGCCAUUGUAGAUUUUUAUUUUUAAAAAAGAAAGAUCUUAAGUUUCCCAU